CUAAAAUCCAAUUUGAGAACUCAUGAUGGAGACCGAGGACAACGUCGUUGGCACGCUGUUCUUGCAGAACGGAGAAGACAAUGGCUACGACCCAGAAGACUUUGUGCAGGGGCUGGACGUGGGGAGCUCGACGCCGCACUUUCGCAUCUCAGUAGCGGACGAUGACGGUGGCAUCCCCGGUUCGCUCUUCGCUUGCGCUGUCUGGAACGGAGCGAAAUUCAUCGCCAUGCACUUCGCCAAACAUCCCGAGCUGGUGGAGGGUCGGAGGGUCGUGGAAUUCGGCGCAGCUUCGGCACUGCCGUCGCUUGUGGCACUCCAUUUCGGUGCAAAGUUGGCUGUUAUGACAGAUUACCCGAACGACUUAUUGUUGAAAAACAUUGAAACGAAUAUCAAGCGUAACGCACAUUUAUUGGGGACUGGGAGACGUGACGUACGGGGACAUCUCUGGGGUAGUGACACAGCUGCGUUGCUGAAAUGUCUUGAUGCUCCCCCGUCUGCCGUGUUGGACGAGCAAAAAGAGUCUGAAACUCCAGACGACUCGACAAAAGCUCAAUUUGAUGUGGCAGUUGUUGCAGAGUGUCUAUGGCUGCAUGACCUGGAAAGGUGCGACAUGUUCUUCUUCUAUAUGAAUCGCAUUGUCUGUUAA
Messenger RNA from Phytophthora infestans T30-4, 646 nucleotides. RefSeq lists its product as uncharacterized. The record is from RefSeq and is a predicted model, not a curated record. NCBI's taxonomy places the organism in Eukaryota, Oomycota, Peronosporomycetes, Peronosporales, Peronosporaceae. The transcript is spliced from 5 exons. Bases 23 to 646 code for a protein of 207 amino acids.